AUGCGAUCCAGAUUGGGGGAGUUGGAUGAACAGCUUGCUGGUGAUGUUCUUCUCUAUCUAAUCGCUGGCAGCGGGUUGCAGUAUAUAAAAAUCGAAAAAUGGACUCUGAAUUACAGGUCCAAACUAGACAACAUUUUCCUAGCAUGGCGAGGAAACCGCACGCAACAAGACAUGUAUCACUUUGUCUUUGUAGAAAAUGGCUACACCUGCUACGAAGUUGAUUUUUUGUGUCUUGUUGAUGACUACUAUCAGAAAGAAUACGAUGAAAUUGGAAAACUUCACAUCUAUUUGAAGCAGGUCACGGAGGCACGGCUGAUUCGGAAUGCGAUAAAUGAGCUAGUAAUUUACUUAGGCAGUUCCACUGUAGAGAUUGGUCCAUUUCCUCGUAUAUUUCUGAACUAUGACCACUGGAAUCGCUUUGUUUUCAAACAGAAAAGGAUAUCGAUGCUCAAUGAAAAGCAAUGUUUUGCUUCUCACAACAAAGGCAAGAAAGAAAAAACGGCAUGCCUCGUGCGCAAAUGGAUCAAGAAAAAGGUUGUAAACAUUCUAAACUGCACUUUGCCGCCCUUCAAUGAGAUUCUUCCGUAUUUGGCGAAUAUAACAGUUUGCGAACCGGCAAAAGUUGCGCAAUCAUAUGAGCAUAUCACUGCACCUAUAACGGAAGAGUUCAAUUGUCUUCCAACAUGUGAACGCAUCGAAAAUCAAUGGAGUCUUCAGUCGUCCAAAAUUCGAGGUCCUUCACCACGCAACUAUUCGUAUGAGGUAGAGGCAUCAUUUGGUGAACUUCAGUAUGAAGAAUACCGAGAGAUACGACUUACAACAACACUAAAUUUCUUGUCGGAGCUUGGUGGACAGCUUGGACUAUUCGUCGGUAGCUCCUCAUUGACUUAUGUGCAACUACUGCUUUCGAUUGCCAUUUACGCGUAUGACUUGGCAAAGAGAACUUUACUUGAGCACACUGUACCAAUGACUCGUCAUUAA
Cylicocyclus nassatus is the source of this 981-nucleotide messenger RNA. The record is from the annotation of a GenBank genome assembly. Lineage: Eukaryota; Metazoa; Nematoda; Chromadorea; Rhabditida; Strongylidae.